Messenger RNA from Salvia hispanica, 3140 nucleotides. NCBI's taxonomy places the organism in Eukaryota, Viridiplantae, Streptophyta, Magnoliopsida, Lamiales, Lamiaceae. The record is from RefSeq and is a predicted model, not a curated record.
CUGAUUGUAGAAUACAGCUAAUUUUUUUUAUAGUACGUGACAAAUAAUUAUGAGCAUGACCAAACUUACAUCUCUGUUCUCCUAACAGAUUAUUUGAUAUCGACCUGUUGUUUAGCACCCCCCAAGCUAUAAUUCAUGCAUUAAACAUCCUUUGAAUUUUGCUCUUUCUCAGUCAUAAGGACUUGAAGCUUGCUAGUGGAGAAAUGAGGUUUGUAGUAUCUCCUGUGGUGGCAUUUCAGCCAGUGGAGGCAUAAAAAGGUGAUUAAGUACAUACAUAACAUACCCAGUCUCUGCAGCUUUAGUUUACAUUGAGAAGCAGGAAUCAACAAAUUCCCCUUGCCUCUUGGAUCCACAGAGCAAAGAGAGGCGAGCGAGCUACCUUGAAAAGAGCUUUACAUCCUAUUCUGUGCAUGGGUGCUUGGAUCGCUGCUGAUGUUGCUAAUGGUUUCUGACGGAUAAAUGCACUCUAACUAAAUCUAUGCCGAGCACCUUGAUUUGAGUUCCAUGAAUCUAUUUUGUAUAUCUGAUUAUACUUUUUUCUCCGCGUAGUCCACUCCAUGAAUUAGGCACCAGGCACUAGAUGAAAAGGUCUCAGUUUGUUAGUUUUUUUGGCCUAAUAAUUUUUUGUGCGUGUUUUGUCUUCUCGUCGGUUGUUUUCUUUUCUCAAGAAAACAAUGUGGUGUCUCUGUGGUUUGUUGCAGUAAUGUGUUGUGGUAAAUGGACAUUUCUUGUUGAACGGCUUGAUUUAGUGCUUAAAGUAUUUGGGUGGGCAUCUCCAUUAUUAUGUCUCAUAUAUCAAGCUUACAAGAAGGCUCCUUGAGAUGGCAAAUUUGAUGGCUUGUCCCGGACAACCAGUAUACUCAGUAAGGACUUUGCCAAUGGAAACAACUUGUGGUUCUCUUUUGUUAGAGCUACAGAAAAUAUGGGAUGAAGUUGGAGAGGCUGAUAAUGAAAGGGACCGAAUGCUUUUUGAACUUGAACAAGAAUGUCUGGAUGCAUACAGAAGGAAAGUGGAUCACGCAAACCGUUCAAGAGCUCAGCUAAGGCAGGCAGUUGCUGAUGCUGAAGCACAGCUUGCGGACAUUAGCGCUGCAUUGGGAGACCGACCAGCUCAUAUAAAGAAGAGUUCCGGGAGCCUGAAGCAAGAGCUUGAGACAAUUAUGCCUCAUCUGGAAGAUAUGACAGCGAAAAGAAAUGAGAGGAAGAACCAAUUUUCAGAGGUUCUGAAGCAAAUUAAUAGUAUCUCUAUGGAGCUUUCUAGUUCUACGAACACAUGUCUUGAUGAGACGUCUGUUGAUGAGAGUGAUUUGUCAAUGAAAAGGUUGGAUGAUUUACGUAAUCAGUUGCUUUUGCUGCAAAAAGAAAAGGAUGACCGCAUGAAUGAGCUGCUUGACCUUUUGAACGUCGUUAAUGCUCUAUGCUUGGUGCUUGGGAUGGACUUCAAAUCAACAAUUUGCAGUGUUCAUCCAUCUCUAGACAACGCAUGCAAGAAGAAAAGUAUAAGUGCGGAUACAAUGCAGGGUUUAUCUGCUAUGAUAUUUAGACUUAAGAAUGUUAAGUUGCAGCGCAUGCAAAAGCUUCAACAAAUUGCGAUGACCAUGAUAGAACUCUGGACUCUGAUGGAUACACCAGUGGAGGAGCAACAAAUGUUCCAGAAUGUAACACUUACUAUUGCUGCUGCAGAAAAUGAAAUAACUGAGCCCAACAGUCUGUCUUUGGAGAUAAUCAAUAAUGCUGAGGCAGAACUUUCGAGGCUGCAAGAAAUGAAAAUGAGUAAAAUCAAAGAAGUCCUAUUAAAAAAGAGAUUGAUUUUGGAAGAUAUAUGCCACGGAUCACACAUGCUUGUUGAAGGAAAAUCUGGAAAAGAUCUCUCUAUAGAAUCUAUUGAGUCAGGGGCAAUCAGUCCAUCUUAUCUACUUGAAGAAUUAGAGGCACAGAUAUCCAAGGUUAAAGAAGAAGCAUUAAGUAGAAAAGAGAUUCUUGAAAAGGUCCAGAAAUGGUUGGCUGCAUGCGAAGAGGAAGGCUGGCUGGAAGAGUACAAUAGGGAUGACAAUCGUUAUAAUGCUGGACGAGGUGCACAUCUUAUGCUUAAGCGUGCUGAGAAGGCUCGUGUGCUUGUAAAUAAAAUCCCAGGAAUGGUAGAUGGUCUGAAGUCAAAGGUAAAAGCUUGGGAGAAAGAAAGAAAUGCAGAGUUCCUCUACGAUGGUGUUGGUCUAAUUUCCAUGAUUGAUCAGUACAGCGAAUUAAAGCGCUUGAAAGAACAAGAGCGUCAAAUUCAGAGGGGUCAGAAGAAGCUGCAGGGACAGUUAGUGGCGGAGCAAGAAGCAAUCUAUGGUUCAAAACCGAGUCCAUCCAAGAGUGGGGCCAAGAGUUUAAAACCUUCAACCGGAGGCGUGGCUAGUAAGAGGUUUUCAUUAGGAGGAGCCGCGCUCCAAACUGCACUCGACAAAGCUGCUCCCUCUUCUCGUCGACUUAACAAGAAUAAGUCCGUGAAACGCCAGACUUUGAACAAUAAUCACCACACUGGCCUUGCAGUUCCCCUUUCUGAUAAGAAAAACAUGAAUAGUGGGGCAGCUAAACAGCAUUCCAGCAAUGCAUCAAUCUCACAUCAGAGUGGAUCAGCAGCGUUGAGGAAGGCCCUCUCUCCCUUGUCUUCACUAUGUUCCAAGAACACGCAGAAUGGGGCGGUCCAAGAUGCUGAGAGUGGUGGUUACAAAACUCCAGCGGCAGCAACGCCAACGAAGAGGUAUACUUCAAAUGAUGAGAACAGAACGCCAAAGAGAAUGCCAAUCCCAGUGGCAGCCACUCCUCUAACAGCGUGUAGCGCAAUGCGGACAGCUAUGACCCCAUUCACGCCGAGCGUUCAUGCAAUUGAACAAAUGGAGUACUCCUAUGAGGAGAGAAGAGCUGGCUUUGCUGUUGCUAAGGCACUCUCCCUCGUUUAGGUUAGGUUUGGUUUGGUUUGGUUUGGUUUUGUUUUGUUUUGUUUGUGCAGGUAUUGGCAUAGGCCAUUGAUCUAUGGCUUCUACUACUAGUCUACUAUUGAUGCAUAUAGAUUAACUUUCCUUCAUAUCUGUUCUUGUUUGGAUUCAUACUGAUCAUUUUGACUUUUGAGUUCAAGCUCGAAAUAUUUCACUGUC